Messenger RNA from Patiria miniata (bat star), 2409 nucleotides. RefSeq lists its product as uncharacterized. Lineage: Eukaryota; Metazoa; Echinodermata; Asteroidea; Valvatida; Asterinidae. The record is from RefSeq and is a predicted model, not a curated record. The transcript is spliced from 8 exons. The coding region runs from base 128 to 523 and encodes 131 amino acids.
GAUUAACAAGUCGGAAUUCGUCACUGCAACCGUCCUUUUGUUACUUCUGUCUGUCGGGGUAAAAGAAUUCAUCGGACGUCGGAGUGUUAGAAACUUGGACAGAAAACACCAACAACAAUCUGAGAUCAUGAAGGCAACGUGCAUUCUAUGCGCCGUAGUGCUCGUUCUUCUUGUAGAUUUCUUUUCACAGACAAGCGCAGAAGAUUCGGGCGAGGAAGCAUCACCAGCGUGGCUAGCAGGAAACAGAAUGUUCCAUGGUCUUGAUCAAUUCCAAAGACAAUCACGAUGGGGAGGCAGACACAUCAGGCCUCAGGGACGCGUGCCCAGAGCAUAUGAUGGUGAUGACGAGGUUCAGGUAUUUCGGCGAUGGGGAGGUAGACGAGUACCAUACAGAGGUGGACAUAAGAGAGACUGGGAGAAGCAGAUACCAAACUCGGACAAAGCAAUGGACGGUCAGUACAAGCGGGCUGCGGAGAACGGGCAGGAAAUGCUGGAUGAUGUCUACCCAUACCUGAGGAACUAGUCAAACAGAAGAAGUCAUCGCGAAGUGGAAAUUCCUUGUAUAAAGAACAUGCCAAAAUCUGGUGUAUAAUAUAAGAAUCCAACAAGAUAUAAAACAGAUGCACGCCAUUGACUGGAAUGUCUUUUUAAUUAAUCAGGUGCACGGCUAAACUGGAGAUUUGUGACGCCUUUGUCGCACUUGUAUAUCAGUUAAUUAGUUUUGUACGCCUUCCCCUACUGCUGCCCCGCCCCUUCCCAGCACCACGACAGUUUUCCAAGCCGUGGCUUCGUUUUGCAGCUGCGGCGUCCGGAUAUUUUAGGCCCAUAAUUUUGGGGGACUCGUGUACAAUUCUGGUUCUGAAAUAUAUAAACUGUAGGCUGACGGGAUACAAUGAGUCUGAAGCAAGAGAUGGAACCGGAGCCGAAGCUGAAGACGAAGCCAAGAUUCGGAAAUGGCAUCAAACUCACCUAACACAAAACCUUUGUAAAGUCACUACGGUUUUGCUAAACGUUUAGACCUAAGAUCUACUGUUCGACACGUAUGCACCCCACCACACAACCUUUGUACAAUCAGUUACGGUUUUGCUAAACGUUUAGAUCUCAGAUGUACUGUUCGACACGUAUGCACUCCUUCCUAUUUAAAGCAUUACUCUAACUUCCCGCUGUGCCAGUACGAUAAACAUUCUGCCGAUUAUUUUUGUAUAGCUGUAGAUCGGACGAUUAUAUACAUGUAAAUGCCUAAUAAGUAUACGGAUUUGAAGCAGUGCUUUCCACAUAUAAUUUAGUUUGAACGGUAAACAUUGAGUGCAACUAUGUAUCACCUUUAACCAUUAUAUACAAAGCUUGUAGUUUACUUUUCGCAGUCACGAAUAAAUAAAACCUCGUAAUGUUGUUGGUUGUUCACUCGAUUGAAUUCGUUAAUUUCGAUUUUCACUAAAGAAAUAUGUUGAGAAGACGGUUUCCUUUAAAGAGCUAAAUGGGAGGAUUGACGACUAUAGAGGGUGCUUUUCUGACAUUUGCAUUUCUUAUUGUGUUCAAGAUUGCCUUGGAGGACGCCCUCAUUUAAAUCGUCCCCUAAACAGCGCUCGUUGUAGGGUCCAGACCAGUAAAUAGACUGCCAUAGACCUUAUUGGUAAUUACGCACACUUCACAGAAUUAUUUUAAAAUACUCACCACUAUCUGAGGUGUUCAAGACACGCAUCAAAUUAAAGCUUAUUUCAUCAUCUUUCAUGUUUAUAUUUUUUUAUUUUUUUUUUGGUUGGGGAUUCAAUGACUUUUGAGAGAAAUUUUCAUCCGAAGAUGAUCACCCCUAAAAACAGUCCUGAAGCCCAUCGCCAUGUUGAAAAGCGAUGCCUACACUCCGUUGCAAAAUAAAGCGCCUUGAGAGCACAAUUACAUCCCAAAUUUCACAGAAUUACAAGCUGACAGUCCUGAGUACGGCUUCAUUUUUUUUAUUUUUUUUUUACAAAACAUUGACUAAAAAAGCUCGUAUAUCAUAGAUUUUGACGGCAUGCAAAUCGUGAUGUUGACAGCAGAGGCAAUGUCGGGCCUACUUACUGGUCUGGACCCUCAAAGGCCACGUGUCAAGAGCGCCCUCAGUCUACUCCUUCUGCAAGGACGCCCGUUCUGCUUGACCGAAUCAGGGUAAAUGAAAUAAAUCAAUCUGGAACAUUACAAAUGUUCCAACAAGUAGCCUUUAGAAAAAAAUGGGUACUGUUGAAAGUCAAUUUGUAUUACUAAUGACAGAAAAAUGGGAAAACCUCUAUAUUGUUUAAUGAUAUAAAAUAAAAGACAUCCAAGUAUUUCAUUCUCUGCACUGAAUGUCUGCAAACAGUAAAUAUUAAAUGAAAGCUAGUUUUGGUUAGAAUUUAAAUCAAAGAAAACCCAAAUAAACCACGUGAAGUAGCA